AUGGCGGAAGUGGACCACAAGGAGCAGUUCAUGCCCGGACUCUCACAGGCGCUGGCGGCACGGCUUAUGGCCCUGAAGGGCGAAACCAAGGAGUGCUAUGAAGUUGCCCGCGUCACGGAGAUCUUCUCUAAGAGAUGUCCAGAGGACCACGGCCUCUUCUCCACGCUCUGUCGGCACGUCCACCGGCACCUGGGCUACUUCGAGCCCGUGGACUUUGUGCGCUUCACUCGAGGUUUGGCCGCUGCAGAGUACCGCGAUGAGCGGGUGACUCUCACCCUGCCCAAGUGGGCUCAGAAGCGGCACAAGGAGUUCUCGCCGCACGACUGGGACGCCUUCGUGACCUCCUUGGCGCGGCUCGGGGCCUCCGAGAUACGGCAGCGGAAACUGCGGGAGCUCGGUCCCCCCGCCCCCACCGAGCCGGCAACCUUCUCCGGUGGUCAAAUGGCGCAGGAACGGAAGCUGGCAGAGCUGCCCUGA
Messenger RNA from Effrenium voratum, 477 nucleotides. The record is from the annotation of a GenBank genome assembly. NCBI's taxonomy places the organism in Eukaryota, Dinophyceae, Suessiales, Symbiodiniaceae.